AUGCAGGCUCCUGGCAUCUUUCCAUGGACAGCGCUGUACAUCAUAGAGUGGCAGUGCUUGGUGUACAAUGUAGAUGCACAGGUCCCUGACAGUGCGGGAACAGGUACAGCCUAUUUGUGUGGUGUAAAAGCCAAUUCUGGGACCUUGGGUGUGAGCGCGGCUGCAACAUAUGAAGUUUGUACAAGUGCCAAUGGCAAUGAGGUGACAUCUAUACUUCAUCGAGCAAAGGAAGCAGGUAAAUCUGUAGGUAUUGUAACGACAACCCGCGUCCAACAUGCCUCUCCAGCGGCUGCCUAUGCACAUAGUGCCAGUCGGAAUUGGUACUCUGACAAUGAGAUGACCACAACCAUGAUUAGCAAUGGCUGCAAGGACAUCGCAUACCAGCUGGUGCACAAUACCGAUAUUAAUGUAAUUCUUGGUGGAGGAAGAGCCUAUAUGAGUCCCAAAGGCAACCCAGACCCAGAAUACCCAACCAAUUCAUUAAAUGCAGGCAGUCGAAAAGAUAAUCUUACCCUAACAAAAAUAUGGCAAGAUCAGCGAAAGGGUUCUAUAUAUGUUUGGAACAAAGAACAAUUUGAUGCUGUAGAUGAAGAGACCACUGAUUAUCUUAUGGGUCUUUUUGAACCAAAAGACAUGAAAUAUGAGUUAAAUCGUGACCAUUCCACGGAUCCAUCCCUUGCAGAAAUGACAGAGAAAGCCAUUAAGAUUCUGAGCAAGAAUCCAAAAGGGUUCUUUCUGUUUGUAGAAGAUAACGGUAGAAUUGACCAUGGCCACCAUGAUUCUAAUGCACGAAAUUCGUUGACUGAGGCUGUUGAGUUUGACAAGGCUAUCCAUAUUGCUGGGAAGCUAACAUCAGAAUCUGAAACCUUGACUGUGGUGACUGCUGAUCACUCUCAUGUCUUUACUUUUGGAGGAUACACAGAUCGUGGCAAUAGUAUUUUAGGAAAAGCACCAGGCAUGGCUUCAGAUCGCUUGCCCUAUACCAGCCUUCUCUAUGGCAAUGGUCCUGGUUACAAAUAUGUUAAUGGCUCCAGAGAGAAUAUUACGACUGUUAACAUUGAAGGAGAUUACCAACAGCAGUCUGCAGUUCAACUUUCCUCAGAGACACAUGGAGGAGAGGAUGUGGCCAUCUUGGCUAAAGGACCCCUUGCUCAUCUCUUCCACGGGAUUCAUGAGCAGAGCUACAUUGCCCAUGUUAUGGCUUAUGCAGCCUGCUUAGAACCUUAUAAAGACUGCCCACCAAAUUCAGGUUUACUAAUCUCGUCAUCCAUCAUGUUGCUAUUGACCUCUGUAUGGACUGCCCUAAUGUGGUGAAGACAGACUUAAAGGCCCAUCAUUAUACAUCAUUGCACAAAUCCCUUAAAUAUUCUCUAUACAAUCAUUUUUUAAGGCUAUUGGGAUUUCACAGUGCACUUGAAACAAUGCUAAAGAAAAAUUGUUACCGCGUUUGGUACUCCAAGCUAAUACCACUAGCGUAUAGCUGGGAGAUCUGGGAGAUAUAAUUACUUUUCUGAAGCUCACCUAAAAAUCCCUGCUGUUAUUCUACAAAUAUCCCUCCCCCACGAGUCGCCCUGAUGAUGUGUACAAGCUCAGCAUUCCUGCUAUGCAAAUAUGCAGUACUGAGGUCGUCUGCUCUGAUAUACAACAUCCUAGCCAGAGGGGAGGCAGUGUACAAGUACUGAGGCCGGCUGCCCUGAUAUACAACAUCCUAGCCAGAGGGGAGGCAGUGUACAAGUACUGAGGCCGCCUGCUCUGUUAUACAACAUCCUAGCCAGAGGGGAGGCAGUGUGCAAGUACUGAGGCCGUCUGCUCUGUUAUACAACAUCCUAGCCAGAGGGGAGGCAGUGUGCAAGUACUGAGGCCGUCUGCUCUGAUAUACAACAUCCUAGCCAGAGGGGAGGCAGUGUGCAAGUACUGAGGCCGUCUGCUCUGAUAUACAACAUCCUAGCCAGAGGGGAGGCAGUGUGCAAGUACUGAAGCCAUCUGCUCUAAUAUACAACAUCCUAGCCAGAGGGGAGGUAUAGGGAAUUAUUUCAGACAUCUUUUGUAUUGUCCUAAUCUUGUGUUACUGAUUGUUGGUUUCUAUUCCUAGCUGUAGAGUUGAGAUUCGUUUUUUUUUUCUUGAACUGCUUAGGUUCCGUUUUCCUUGUGUGUGCUGAUUUCUCAGAUUUGAUGUAUGCAUAUAUUUAACCAUUCCCUGCAUUAUGAGUGGUCCGCACUACUUAGGCUAUGUACACCCUAAACUGCCUAUAAAAGGACAUGAUAUGCUUGCAAUAAAUUAGAGUAUUUCUUAGCUGCUUUUAGUGUGCAUGUGU
Molecule: messenger RNA, 2315 nt
Organism: Bufo gargarizans (Asiatic toad)
Lineage: Eukaryota; Metazoa; Chordata; Amphibia; Anura; Bufonidae
Product: alkaline phosphatase, tissue-nonspecific isozyme-like
Exons: 9
Coding region: 1-1314 (437 amino acids)
Biological process (GO): dephosphorylation
Cellular component (GO): plasma membrane
Molecular function (GO): alkaline phosphatase activity
Source: RefSeq, a predicted model, not a curated record